AUGGCAGCCCAGACUCAGCAACCUCACCUGCACCUGGCCGAGCUCACAGCCGCCCAGUUCAUCGACAUCUGGAAACACUUUGAUGCGGACGGAAAUGGCUACAUUGAAGGGAAGGAACUGGAAAACUUCAUUAGAGAGCUGGAGUUAGCGAGACGAGGAGCAGGCGUGGAUCCUUCACACGCUGUGUUCAAGGAGAAGAUGAAGGAAUUCAUGGCCAGUUUCGACAAGAACUCUGAUGGGAGGAUUGAGAUGACAGAGUUGGCUCAGCUUCUGCCCACAGAAGAAAACUUCCUGCUGUGUUUUAGAGAGUUUGUGGGAUCCAGCACUCAAUUCAUGGCUGCUUGGCGGAGGUAUGACACUGACCGGAGCGGAUACAUUGAGUCGAACGAACUGAAGGGCUUCCUGACAGACCUGCUGAAGAAAGCCAACACAAGCUAUGAUGAUAAGAAGCUCAACGAGUACACACAGACUAUUCUAAGGAUGUUUGAUCUGAACGGCGAUGGGAAGCUCGGCCUCUCUGAGAUGGCAAGGCUCUUACCCGUACAGGAGAAUUUCUUGAUGAAGUUUCAGGGCAUCAGGCUCACAGUCAAGGAAUUUGACUCACUCUUCACAUUCUAUGAUAAGGACGGUAAUGGCUACAUUGACGAGCAGGAGCUGGAUGCUUUGCUAAAGGAUCUUUCUGAUAAAAACAAAAUGGAUGUGGACGUCACAGGACUUUCAGGGUACAAGAAAAGCAUCAUGGCACUGUCAGACGGAGGGAAACUGUAUCGCACUGAGCUGGAGAUAGUCCUCUGCAGGGACUCUGAGCUGUGA
This is a messenger RNA of Nerophis lumbriciformis (worm pipefish), 813 nucleotides long. Lineage: Eukaryota; Metazoa; Chordata; Actinopteri; Syngnathiformes; Syngnathidae. The record is from RefSeq and is a predicted model, not a curated record.